AUGCUUGGCAAGACUUUGUGUUUUUGCAGUGUAGGAUGUGUUAGGAUUUAAACAGAGAGCAAAAUGAUGAAGCUGGAUGUAGUAAGAAACAGAAAACAGCAGCAGAAUGCAAAUGAGUGGAGGAAGGUGUAGCGGGAUGCAGCUGGAAGUAUUUUCUCACAGUGAGAUGCAACAAAAUGAAGGGAUAUGCAGCAGGAUGCAGGAGCCUGAUGUUGGGUAUAAACCUUUGACAUAAGCCUGGUGCAACAAGCAAUAAAUCAAUUAAUUGCAUGAUGAAUUAAGAUGAGUGCAAUAAUUUUUUUUUUCUUGAUUGUUUUUCUUGUCUCUCUUUUUCUACUAAAGACUAGAUGACAAAAAGGUUCGGUCUGGUGCUUCGGUCUCAACUAGUCCCGGUUUUAAUGGUUUGUGCAGGGUGUCAGAGGAAGUGAUGUCGGAGCAGCAGCAUGACAGUCAGGCGUCAGCGCCGGUGUACGUGUACGAAUCCAAGGUGCACUGUGCCAACGUGCUGCUGAGCCUGGAGGAACAGCGGCGGCGGGGGCUCCUCUGUGAUGUCACGGUGCUGGUGGAGGGCAGGGAGGUCCGGGCCCACCGGGCCGUCCUGGCUGCCAGCAGCAGCUACUUCCUACAGGUCCUGCUGGGACACAGCGAGUCGCCAGGCAGCGCUGAACCCAUCAUCAGCCUGCCAGACAAGGUGACAGCUAAUGGUUUUGCUCCGCUGCUCCAGUUCGCCUACACCGCCAAGCUGGUGUUAAGUCAAGAAAACAUCCAUGAGGUCAUUCGGUGUGCCGACCUCCUUGGUGUGCACAACUUGGAGGAUUCCUGCUUCCAGUUUCUUCAGGCUCAGUUGGAGAGUGACGGACAGCACUCCAGAAAUUGCAAGGUGCAAUACGAUGAAGAGGAUACCGUCUUUUCCCAAGACGUUUCCUUUGAUAGCGGUUCAGAGACAAAGAAGGAAAGCUCUCUAACAGCUGAUGCUGCUUCUCCUCAUGAAGAUCUUCCACAAAGUCCAAAGUCCUGGAAGUACCAGGAACAGGUUUGCGAUGACAAGCACAAUGGAUUAGGUCAACAGACCAUUCCCACUCUAACCAGUUCAGAGUCGACAGACUCCGGUGCUGCUCCCCAGACCCUUCUCAACCCCUCCAGGAUUAAAGAGGAGCCCUUUGAUGAAUCAGGACACGAGAGGAACGGCUUCAACGCAGAGUUUGGUACUGAAGAGGUUCUGGAGAUGGAGCUGGAAGUGGAGGGAGUUCCAGUUGCAGAUAAGCCGUCUGCGGAUGGAGAAUUAGCCUCGUCCUGCCUGCGUUCAUACCUCCAGCGAGGCGGCCUGGAUCUUGGCACCAUGACUGGCAGCACCAUUCAGCAGCUUCUCUCCAACCAUCUGUCCAUCAGCCACUACAGGGAGCUGCUCAAAGACAGGCAGAGGAGUAAGAUGGACUCUCUAAGCCAAUCCAACCUCAACCUCAAUGAUAGAGACAUGCAGCAAUCCAAGACGUCUUCGUCUCGGUAUGAAGGCGAGCCGGACAGAUGUACCGUCAUUUUCUCCUCUGCUGCUGGUGAGCAACCUUUGUUGUCCAACAGAGAAAAAACCUCAGCCAUGGAGCAAGUGGAGACUUCCUCACCUCAUCUGACAUGCCUCACCAGCUCUCCUGUCUCCAUCAAGACAUUAGCUGCGUCUCCUGUACCAUCCGAAUCCCAAACUCAGACUCCCAGCUCCCACUCCUCAUAUCCAGAUGACAUAGCCACUGGUAGCUCGCCGUCCAGCCUGGCCUUUGACCUCUCUUCUGCCCCACAUGUCAGCUCAGUCUCGGCUCUUCCUCAUUGUCUGGUCGGAGUGGUGGAAGCCCGGACGCCACUCAGAAGUGAGGUUGUCUUCAGCCAGGGCCACAUCAAGAUCAAAAGUGAGCAGGAGUUUGGUACCAGUGGAGGAAACUCCAGCGAUGAGUCCGAAUCAUUCUCAGAAGAUGACAGUGAAGGUGGAUCCAGAGUCUCUGGCCCUGAGGUGAAGCUGCCGUUCCCUGUGGAUCAGAUCUCCAACCUGCCUCGCAACGACUUCCAGGUCCUCAUCAAGAUGCACAAACUGACCUCAGAGCAGCUGGAGUUCAUCCAUGACAUCCGGAGGCGCAGCAAAAACCGGAUCGCUGCUCAGCGCUGCCGCAAGAGGAAGCUGGACUGCAUUCAGAACCUGGAGAUGGAGAUCCGAAAACUGGUGUCCGAGAAGGAGAAGCUGCUGAGUGAGAGGAACCAGCUGCAGGUCUGCAUGUCCGAGCUCUGGCAGAACCUCUCCUUCCUCUCGCAGCAGGUGUGCAGAGAGGUCCAAACCAACCAGACUCCGCCCGCCUCCACCACCAUCGACCUCACCUCAGAUUCUUCAGACCAGGAUCCCGUGAAACCCAGAUCCGGCAUGGUUGGCGAGAACUCUGAAGAGCUGGAGAGCAGACGGAAAGUCCAGGACGUGUUCGGUCGGAAGGAGCAGAACUCAGACGGUCCAGUGGUUCUGGUAUCCAGUGAGGAAUUGUGUAGCCCCACAGUGACAGUGGAUUUCUGUCAGGAGAUGACGGUGAAGUGCACAACGGAAGAGCCGGACACGCAGGACUCGUCUUGAGCAGAACUGGUUUGUUUACCUGUCUGACACACCUGUGAUCUCAUUAGUACUAAUGGAGGUGGGCUUUUUUUUAUUUGGACAGGUGAGAAUGAGCAAGUCGGCAGCUUAUUUCCUAUUUUUAAACGAUCCAUUCUCCCGUUUAUCUCGUUUUGUUUUCUCAGGAAAUGUACAAACUGUUCAGUUUUCUCCUCCUUAACUUCUCUUUAAGUAUAACAAAAAUAAGUGUAACUGGUUUAACCUGAGGACCAAACCAGAUUCUGUAAAGGUGAGGAAGCCUCAGAGCUGCAUGUAGGUCUAAAAAGAAAACCAGUUUAAAACCAGUGAGAGCUGCUGUUUACAAAACGAUUCAACUUUGACCUGCUGAUGUCUGUCAAAGAGGUUCCAGCUGUUGGUGGAGCAGUUUUCUUGGAAAACAUGGAGGUACUGACAUAUACACUGCAAAACAACAACAUUUUACAAGGUAUUUUGGUCUAGUUUUUAGUACAAAAACUUUAGUACAAGUAAGAUAAGAUAAAACUAACUUACAAGUACAUUUUCAGCAGGAAAUAGGUCAGUAAUUCUUUAAAGUUAAUGAAAAAGUUCUAGUUUCACUGGUAGAUUAUUUCACUUAUAACAAUACAUUUGCCCCAUGUUAUAAGUGAAAUAAUCUGCCAGUGGAAAUAGUACUUUUCCCAUCAACAUUACGGAAGUAUUCACCUAAACAAGCUCCUGUUUCUUGAUGAAAAGUUACUUGUAAGUUAGUUUUGUCUUGCAUGAGGAGCUAGACAAAAAAAAAUCUUGGUAAGAUUUUGUGUUUUUGCAGUGAUACUAGCACAAUAGAUUGAAUCAAAUUCUGCCUACUUCCAUUUUGUAUUUGUAAACAAACAGACCGAUUUAAACUGAUCAAAAGUCAGUUUACUUUUCAUUAUUGUUAAAUAUUUUCAUGAAUUAUAGAGUUUGAAAAUGUGAAUUUUGGUCUGUAACUUCAUCCCAAUUUGGACCAAAAGGUUCUUAUAAAAUAUGCCACGUUAA
This is a messenger RNA of Xiphophorus maculatus (southern platyfish), 3613 nucleotides long. It is a transcript of the gene bach2a, whose product is annotated as transcription regulator protein BACH2-like. The transcript has 5 exons. NCBI's taxonomy places the organism in Eukaryota, Metazoa, Chordata, Actinopteri, Cyprinodontiformes, Poeciliidae. Gene Ontology annotation, biological process: regulation of transcription by RNA polymerase II. Bases 428 to 2602 code for a protein of 724 amino acids. Gene Ontology annotation, molecular function: RNA polymerase II cis-regulatory region sequence-specific DNA binding; protein binding; DNA-binding transcription factor activity, RNA polymerase II-specific. The record is from RefSeq and is a predicted model, not a curated record.